Molecule: messenger RNA, 4893 nt
Organism: Zootoca vivipara (common lizard)
Lineage: Eukaryota; Metazoa; Chordata; Lepidosauria; Squamata; Lacertidae
Gene: GBE1
Product: 1,4-alpha-glucan branching enzyme 1
Biological process (GO): glycogen biosynthetic process
Cellular component (GO): cytoplasm
Molecular function (GO): hydrolase activity, hydrolyzing O-glycosyl compounds; 1,4-alpha-glucan branching enzyme activity; cation binding
Source: RefSeq, a predicted model, not a curated record
CUGCCUAUCACCUGCAUGGCUUUUCUCCUGGUCUGUCUCCUGGGCGCUCACCUUUGCUCAGUACAGAUAUACUGGAUAACAGGCAAAACACCAAUUCCUGGCGGAUGUGAAGAGGGCCAAGAGAGGGCAGCAGCUUCAGAACGCACAACUGAGCUUGCUCGUGUUUCCCGAGCAUGCUCAGUCGCAAGGACGCUGCAAACCCAGAAGCAGCCGCAGGUUUCGAGUCUCUUAGCAAGGCCGGAACAGCCUGUUCCCGGAGCCCUUCCCUUGCUUAGCUGGGUGACCCCCUUCCCCUCCCCCAGCCUGGGCGGCACCCGGCCUAGCCCUAUCCCGAAAAGGGGGUGGGUUGGUGGGAGAGAGGUCGGCGCUUUUCCUUGCAGCCCACCCCUCUUACCCAAAUGUAUAUAGGGAGCUGAGAGGGCGCCGCAUCUCCUGACAUCCUGGUGCAACUGAGGUCGGAUCCUCCCGCUGCCGAUGCAAAGAUGGCUUUGCUAAGCCCCUGCGUGCCCGACUUGCAGCGCUUGCUGGAGAAGGACCCCUACCUGACUCCCUUUGAGCAGGACUUCGAGCGCAGGUAUAGUCUCUUCCAUCGCAUCUUGAAGAACAUUGAAGAAAAUGAAGGUGGCCUUGACAAAUUUACAAAGAGUUACCAAACAUUUGGAGUCAACAGAUUUAUUGAUGGAGGAUUGUACUGUAAGGAAUGGGCUCCUGGGGCAGAAGCUGUGUUUCUUACCGGAGACUUCAAUAACUGGGAUCCAUUUUCUCACCCAUAUAAGAAAAUGGAUUUUGGGAAAUGGGAGUUGUUCAUCCCACCUGGACCAGAUGGAUCUCAUCCUGUGCCACAUGGAUCAAAACUAAAGGUGGUUAUCCGAAGCAGAAGUGGAGAACUCCUCUACCGUAUUUCCCCCUGGGCAAGAUAUGUAACUCAGGGUACCAAUGUGAACUAUGACUGGGUCAAUUGGGAGCCACCAACCCCAUACAGACGGAGACAUCCUGUUCCUAAGAAGCCUAAAAGCUUAAGGAUCUAUGAAUCUCAUGUGGGAAUUGCUUCCCCUGAAGGGAAAAUAGCUUCAUAUAAAAACUUCACACACAAUGUACUUCCGAAAGUCAAGGAUCUUGGAUAUAAUUGCAUUCAGUUGAUGGCUGUGAUGGAACAUGCUUACUACGCUAGUUUUGGUUAUCAGAUUACAAGCUUUUUUGCAGCAUCAAGCCGUUAUGGACCUCCAGAUGACUUGAAGGAACUAAUUGAUGUGGCCCACUCAAUGGGAAUUACUGUCUUGCUGGAUGUUGUGCACAGCCAUGCAUCAAAGAAUUCUGAGGAUGGCCUGAACAAAUUUGAUGGCACAGAUGAUGCAUUUUUCCACUCUGGUCCUAGAGGAACACAUGCAUUGUGGGAUAGCCGACUUUUUGACUACGCAAACUGGGAAGUCUUGAGAUUUCUUCUUUCCAACCUAAGGUGGUGGAUAGAAGAGUAUGCCUUUGACGGCUUUCGAUUUGAUGGUGUAUCAUCUAUGCUGUAUCACCAUCAUGGUAUUGGCACAGGUUUUAGUGGAGAUUACAAUGAAUACUUCGGGAUGCACGUUGAUGAUGAAGCUUUAGCAUACCUAAUGAUGGCAAACCACAUGAUACAUUUCUUGCAUCCAGAAUGUAUAACGAUAGCAGAGGAAGUAUCUGGAAUGCCUGCCCUUUGCUGUCCAAUAACAGAAGGAGGAACUGGAUUUGAUUAUCGAUUGGCUAUGGCAAUUCCUGACAAAUGGAUUCAGAUAAUUAAGGAGCUUAAGGAUGAAGACUGGGAUAUGGGCAAUAUAGUGUUCACACUAACAAAUAGGCGAUACGGAGAGAAAUACAUUGCGUACGCAGAGAGUCAUGACCAGGCUCUUGUUGGCGACAAGACCCUGGCGUUUCGGCUGAUGGAUGCAGAGAUGUAUGAGAACAUGAGUGUCAUCUCACCUUUUACCCCAGUUAUUGAUCGAGGAAUACAGCUUCAUAAAAUGAUUCGCCUCAUAACUCAUGCCAUGGGAGGAGAGGGUUAUCUCAACUUCAUGGGUAAUGAGUUUGGGCAUCCAGAAUGGUUAGACUUUCCCAGACAAGGCAAUAAUGAAAGCUUCCAUUAUGCCAGGAGACAGUUUCAUUUAGCUGAUGAUCAGCUUCUUCGCUAUCGAUUCCUAAAUGAAUUCGACAGAGAUAUUAACAAGUUGGAAGAAAGAUUUGGCUGGCUUUCAUCACCCCCGGCUUACGUGAGUGAAAAACAUGAAUCAAACAAAGUUAUUGCUUUUGAGAGGGCAAAUCUUCUGUUUAUAUUCAAUUUCCACCCAUCUAAAAGCUACACAGACUACAGAGUGGGUAUAGAAAAACCAGGAAAGUAUAAAAUUGCACUGGAUUCUGAUGCUCCGGAGUAUGCAGGACAUAGCAGACUGGACCAUAAUACAGAAUUCUUCUCACAGGAGUAUGGACAUAACUGUCUGCCUAAUUCUCUUUUGCAACCCAAUUCACUGAGUGCCAGUGAUCACCAGCCCCGAGGACGACAGCACACAUACUACCUGGAGGUGUACAUUCCAAGCAGAGUGGCUAUGGUGCUUCAGAAUAUGGAUAUCCAAAACUGAAGACAUCCAUCCUACAAUUAGAUCCAUGACGUCAAAGGCCAGGCAACAUUUUGAGGAAAGAGAUAUCCGGGGUUUACUGUUUGGAAACUUUUCUAUAUGAAGAUACAUAUUAAUACUGAGAGCAUUAAAUAUAUGCCUAUGGUUUGUUUAUAUUUUCCCGUUGUGAAAUGCUUAUUCAAAGAAAUAAGCAUUUAAAAUCAGAGGAAAGCAAAGGGCAUUGUUAACACCUCGACGGAUUGUUUAACAGACUUAGAUUUCAGAACAGCUGGUAUCCUCAAAGUAACUCUUCCAGUAUUUUAUGAGAAAUAAUUCAAAAACUGCCUUCACUGUUUUCAACUAUUUGCUUCAAUCCCAUUUAUAAUUUUGGUACCGAAUGCAGGUAUUUCAUUAGACGACAUUUUGUGUUAGAAAUAAAUAAUUAAUGAUGUUGUUGCCUUCAAAGGUGGCAUUAUGUGUUUGUUUGGCAGUGGGUUCCAAGUUUAUUAAAUGUUUUCAGUGUUUACAUAUGUUAAACCACUAAAAAAGCAAGGUUGUUAGAUUUAACAAACCUAUUGGAAAAAAUAUAUAUUUGGGGGAACGAUACACCUGAAAGUACUAUUAUACCCUAUGGAGCUUGCACAUAAUAAUGAUAAUAAUUUAUUAUUUAUAUGCCACCCAUCUGACUGGGUUGCCCCAGCCACUCUGAGCAGCUUCCAACAAAUUAAAACAUCAAACACAGUUAAAGACACAGGCUCAUUCCCAAACAUACUUUUUAAAAACCAAAGUCAAACAAUAAAUUGCUUAGGAAGCAAUCCAAGCCCAAGAUCCACCAGUAUGAGUAGAGUUUGGAAUUGGGGUAAUUUAGAACAUCAUAAAUUACACUGGGAUUUAUCAUGACAACUUCCUAUAGUUUGCAUUGCUCUGCUCCUCUUAUUUUUGUUUCAUUGUAUCAAAGCACCUCGUAGCCAGUUGUACAAAUGGCAGGCGAAGCUUCCAACUUCAGUAUCAUGCUUGGAAAUUGCGACCUCACAUCUUUAUAAAUCAAACUAUCUAACUUGCUAACCAUGAGUGAACACGUAUAGAACAUUAUUUCAAUCAAGCUAGGUGAUAAUUUAAAAUGUUAGUGUAACAGAAUUGAUUCUUCAGUACAUAUCUUGAGUGAGAUCCAGCGUAGUGUGAUCCUGAAUCCACUUGUGUAAUCGGGCUUCUCCUUCCCUCUGUGUCUCCCUCCAAAAAUAUCUGCUGUGUAGGAUUUGAAUCCACAAUCUUUGUCUCACUUUGUAAACUCCAAACUACUUGUGCCAGUAUUCACAGCACACUUGUAUCACAAAUGUAUUUCCUAACAUUUCACCAUAAUUGUUCAAGUGCAAGGUUAUAUGUGCCAAUGUGGUCCUAUAUAUAUAUAUAUAUAUUAGUAGAAUUUCUUCCCCUGCAUCUCCAAUAAUGUUUCUAUAUUGGAACCAAAUCAGCAAGGGAAAUUGCAUGCAGCGGCGGAGCUAGCCACUCUGGCACCCGGAGUGGCACACAUGCCGUGCACCCAGGGUUGGGGCAAUCAGCCCAUGGAGGUGAUUGGUGCAUUGACAAUCUGCCUGGGGGGGGGGCUAAUCGGCGCAUCAACGAUCUAACGGGUGUGGGGGCAAUUGGCGCAGCGGCGAUCCACCCAGUAGGGAUUUUUUCACCCCCUUCUGGGAUGACACCCAGGGCAGACCACCCCCCCAUCACACCCCUCCCUAUGCCCCUGAUUGCAUGAUUCAUUGCUGGGGCCAGGCAAUAUUCAUUUCACCCUGCCUACAGAGUUCUGACAUAAGAAUUGUUUCCUAAGGCCUUUGAGGGUUCAGGGGCGGCGGGAAGGAUAUCUUCCAUGAGAACAGAAAAACAAAUCUCAGUUCAGUCCCUCUGGAUCACAGAGGCAUUCAUAAAUGUUGUAGCUUCUGUUUGUGUUUAGUUCAUCAUGUCUGGGAAACAAUAAGUGCUGAUUAAUAUCCUACCUGUUUUUCAUUUGACAGUUUGCUAAGCAAGAGCCAAAUAAGUUACUGUUCUCACAUUUAAGUCCGUGGUGAGUCUGUAAUUGUUUUACAACCUUUAAAUCUGGAGGUGAGAUAAACAGCUCUAUAAAUAUCUGAUAUACUUUUUUGCUAAAUGGAUUUAUUAAUAUAUAAUGAAAACUUUACAGGCCCCGCGUCUGGGCAUGUAAAUGCAGUGCAAGGCAAUUGUCCAUGUCAAACUUUUGUGCAAGAAAAGCAAUAAAUAUAUAAUAUAAUUAGAAGCUAUAAAAUUACUUGCAAAUAAAUGGAGAGAUGUAAAAAAAAAA